This is a messenger RNA of Colletotrichum abscissum, 963 nucleotides long. RefSeq names its product glucosamine-6-phosphate isomerase. The record is from RefSeq and is a predicted model, not a curated record. The coding region runs from base 1 to 963 and encodes 320 amino acids. Gene Ontology annotation, cellular component: cytoplasm. Gene Ontology annotation, molecular function: identical protein binding; glucosamine-6-phosphate deaminase activity. Gene Ontology annotation, biological process: D-glucosamine catabolic process; carbohydrate metabolic process; N-acetylneuraminate catabolic process. The transcript has 5 exons. NCBI's taxonomy places the organism in Eukaryota, Fungi, Ascomycota, Sordariomycetes, Glomerellales, Glomerellaceae.
AUGAGGCUCAUCAUCAGGCCUGAUAGCGCAUCAGCAUCUGCCCAUGUUGCACACUACAUCCUCGAUCGCAUCAGAACCUUCGAGCCAACGCCAGAGAAGCCAUUCGUUCUCGGUCUGCCUACGGGCAGCAGUCCGAUCCAGAUCUAUGAGAUCCUAGUUGCAGAGCACAAGGCCGGCCGUAUUUCCUUUCAAGAUGUCAUAACAUUCAACAUGGACGAGUACGUCGGCCUGCCACAGACGCAUCCCGAGUCAUACCACAGCUUCAUGUUCCGCCACUUCUUCUCACAUGUCGACAUCAAGCCCGAAAAUGUCCACAUUCUCGACGGCAACGCGCCUGACUUGGAUGGCGAGUGCGCCUCCUAUGAAGAAAAGAUCAGAGCUGCCGGCGGCAUUGACCUCUUCCUCGGUGGUGUCGGUCCAGACGGCCACAUCGCUUUCAAUGAGCCUGGAUCAAGUCUGGCGUCUCGGACGAGGGUGAAGACCUUGGCGAUGGAUACUAUUAGGGCGAAUGCUCGAUUCUUUGGCGGCGAUUUGAACAAGGUCCCGCAGAUGGCUUUGACUGUUGGUGUCCAGACAGUAAUGGAGGCCAGAGAGGUGGUCAUCAUUGUCAACGGAGCGAGCAAAUCGAUCGCUCUCCAGAAAGCGAUUGAGGGUGGGGUGAAUCACAUGUGGACACUGUCGUGUUUACAACUACACCCCUAUUCCAUGAUCGUUGCAGAUGAGGACGCAACAUUAGAGUUGCAGGUCAAGACUGUGAAGUACUUCAAGAGCAUUGAAAAGGUUGGCCUUGGAAAAGGUUUCGAGCAGAAGCUGCCUUUGAGACUUAGAACGACGUCACUUGUCAGCCCUCCUCAGACGCCCCGGACACCGUCUAACACAAAGCCGACAUUUGACGAGGAUCACUUGGUGGAGUUGACGCCAGACAGCAUGUCUUCUCGUAUUGCUUCAUGGCCUGUCAUCUAG